AUGCCGUCCUCAAGGCGUGUGUCUAGCCGACUGAAGGCCGUUGCUGAGCCCAAAGAUGAUGUCGAUUCUGCAUACGGGUCGAAAGAGGACAGUUUGGUCGAAGACGAGUUGCAGGUUGCCCAACCAGUCCCUACGUCCGCACGGUCAUCGACUAGGAGAAAGACUGCCUCAUUGAAAAGCAAAGAGUCGCUGGAGAUACCUGAAACCCCGGGCAAUGCCACCACCAGGGCAUCGACUUCUUCAAAGCGAAGAAGCAAACGUGUGGAUCAGCCACCGGCGUCGGAGGACGAAGGCGUGGCUCCCAGCGCGCCAAGGACAGGUCCCAAACGCAAAGACACUCAACAUGUUGGAGCGGAGGAUGAGGGGACUUUGGGGCGAAGCAGCACGAAACGGCGCCACAGCACAAAGCAAGCCGAGAUUGUUACGGAGCCAGAAAUUGAGGAGUCUGAAGACGAGCUGCAAGCGGAAGUUGGCAGCACACCUGCACGCGACCGGUCAGCACGGAGCCUCCAUAGACCACGGAGGUGCUCUCCCGUGUCGCAAUCAACACGAGAACCUUCACCUGCCCCAUCAAGGUCACGGAGAGCGGUCGGUAGUGCGGCAAACUCCCCUAGGCCGAAAGGUAUUCUCACUCCUUCUAAAGGGCAGCGAGCUGGACCGCGGAAGUCAGUCCUCUUUGAUCAAGAUGAGAUUCAGGUCCAAGAACAGCUUGGGUUCAAGGAUAUCGACACGUCAGUCAAGAAGACCCAGAAAUCCGCCCGAGCUACAGACGUCUCAAACCUGGCGGUACCUAACGACGAUGAAACCGCCCUUACUGGCAUGGUCAACAACGACCCUCUCCUAGAUUUCGACGAGCCCGCGGACAUCUUGUCCUCUCUUGAGCCAGUCGCCUCUCUCCCUAUCGGUGAUUCAACAGUGGACUCACCUGCUGUUGCCUCCAUCAAAGCGCAGGUGUUAGGUCGGCUUACCUCAGCGACAUCUUGUUCGCCCGCACCGCAUUUGGCAACUCAACAGUCCGCUUUGACAAAUCUGCUGACCUCAACCGUUGUGUCUGGGGAGUCGAACUCCUUGCUGCUCCUGGGCCCUCGAGGUGCUGGGAAAACACUUUUGCUGGAGCACAUUCUGGAACAGCUGAAUGGAGAACACUCACCUCUGUUCCACACCGUGCGGCUCAAUGGAUUCUUCCAGACGGAUGACAGGCUCGCUUUGCGGGAGAUAUGGAGACAGCUCGGCCGCACGACGCAGGAUGAGAAUGGCGAGGAGGCAAAUGCGGCUCCUAUUAGCUAUGCGGACACAUUGGCAUCGCUCCUCUCCCUACUGUCUCACCCUGAUGAAAUGGACUUGGAUACGGAAAGCCAUGAGGAUCCAGAAGUCGACCCUGAGGCCCCUACGAGGACCGCCAAGUCCGUCAUUAUCAUACUAGACGAGUUUGAUCUAUUUACACUGCAUCCGCGGCAGACUUUGUUGUAUAACCUGUUCGAUAUCGCACAGUCCCGCAAAGCUCCUAUUGCAGUCAUUGGCUGUUCCACUAGAAUGGACGUUGUUGAAUCUUUGGAAAAGCGCGUCAAAUCUCGAUUUAGCCACCGCUGGUUGCACAUUCCGCCUGUCCGAACGCUGGCCGAGAUGAAAACCGUAGUUGAGAAAGCGCUGAUUGUAGAUUCACGAUCUGCAGCAGUCGAUUUCGUGGAGAGACUAGAAGAGCACAAUCUCGAAGAGACGAAGAGGUGGAACAAGUUCAUUCAGGACUCUUUUAUGAAGUCUGAGGCUGUUUCGCAGCUCAUCUCGCAGACCUUUUACACGACCAAGUCUGUACCAGAGGUGCUCUCGGCUCUGUACGCGCCGGUCGCUACCCUCGCUUUGCCUACGACGAAUACAUCGAAAAUCUCUGCAGAGACGACGGCGCGGCCGCCAAUAGGACCGCUGCAGCAAACACUGCUCUCUUUAGCAGUCUCGCUUCCAACUCUACACCUGUCGCUCCUGGCAGCACUGAGCUCACCCUCUUACCCAUCACCACUUCCCUCAUUCCACACCACGUACGCCCACUACAUUCACCUCGUCUCUCGCACGAGAAUCGCCAACUCCUCGAGCCGCGCAAGGACUACCGGCGCCGCAGCGAGCCUCCGCCAGUGGGGAUACGACAUGUGUCAAGGCGCGUGGGAAGAGCUGCUUGCCUGGAGCUUCCUCGUCCAUCAAGGCAGGAGUGGGGAGGGUGGGGCUGUCGAUGAGUGGGAGGGGGUCCGUGCCGAGUUGGAGCCGGAAGAGAUACUUUGGUCACUGAAACAGAGAGAUGCAGGCGAGAGCAAGAUCUUGGCGACUUGGAUUACGGGUGAGGUGGUGUGA
Cyphellophora europaea CBS 101466 is the source of this 2340-nucleotide messenger RNA. RefSeq lists its product as uncharacterized. Gene Ontology annotation, cellular component: nucleus; nuclear origin of replication recognition complex. Gene Ontology annotation, biological process: DNA replication initiation; DNA replication. Lineage: Eukaryota; Fungi; Ascomycota; Eurotiomycetes; Chaetothyriales; Cyphellophoraceae. Bases 1 to 2340 code for a protein of 779 amino acids. The transcript has a single exon. The record is from RefSeq and is a predicted model, not a curated record. Gene Ontology annotation, molecular function: DNA replication origin binding; ATP hydrolysis activity.